Messenger RNA from Acanthaster planci (crown-of-thorns starfish), 8615 nucleotides. It is a transcript of the gene clec16a, whose product is annotated as C-type lectin domain containing 16A. Gene Ontology annotation, biological process: endosomal transport; regulation of autophagosome maturation; vacuolar transport. Lineage: Eukaryota; Metazoa; Echinodermata; Asteroidea; Valvatida; Acanthasteridae. The record is from RefSeq and is a predicted model, not a curated record. Gene Ontology annotation, cellular component: Golgi apparatus; late endosome.
AUGAGUACCCUUCCUCCGGUUGUAAUAGCGAUAUCGCUGCUUCCCUCAUGAUCUGAUAGUUCAUGGCUAUUUUGAGGGGAUUUAAUCAUUUUUUUCUAAUGUAGACUGACUUUAAGCAAAAGUGGACCACCCAUGUUGUCCAAGACGAAGAACUGGUUGGGCUCCGGCCAGGGAAAACCCAAGAAUGUUCACUCUUUGGAACACCUUCGUUACCUGUAUCAGGUGUUGAUAAGGAACUCUGUGGUAACAGAGCAGAACCGAGGGCUUCUUGUUGAGACCGUCCGCUCCAUGUCAGAGAUUCUUAUCUGGGGCGAUCAGAAUGAUAGCUCUGUCUUUGAUUUUUUCCUUGAGAAGAACAUGCUCCUGUUCUUCCUGAAGAUCCUGCGCCAGAAGACAGGUCGUUACAUCUGCGUGCAGCUCCUCCAGACACUCAAUAUCUUGUUUGAGAACAUCCGGAACGAGACUUCACUGUAUUAUUUAUUGUCCAACAAUCACGUGAACUCCAUCAUCGAGCAUCGAUUUGACUUUUCCGACGAAGAGGUUUUGGCGUAUUACAUCUCGUUCUUGAAGACUCUGUCUUUCAAGUUGAAUGUGCACACUAUUCACUUCUUUUACAAUGAGCACACCAAUGACUUUGCCCUGUACACCGAGGCCAUCAAGUUCUUCAACCAUCCGGAGAGCAUGGUGCGAAUCGCCGUCAGGACGCUCACCCUCAAUGUGUAUAAAGUGAACGACAAUGCAAUGUUAACCUACAUUCGAAACAAGACCGCAGUCCCAUAUUUCUCCAACCUGGUUUGGUUUAUCGGCAACCACGUCCUAGAGCUGGACAGCUGUGUGAGGAAUGACAUUGAUCACCAGAGUCGUAACCGCCUGGCAGCCCUGGUAGCUGAGCAUCUGGACCACCUGCACUACGUCAAUGACAUCUUGAACCUGCGGAUAGAGUCACUGAAUGAUGUCUUGACGGACCAUCUCCUGAAUCGGCUUCUCAUACCGCUGUACGUCGACUCUCUGACCAGGGAACGGUCCUUCGGCUUGGCUGAGGAUCCUCCCCACAUCAGUGCUGUGGUGUCCCUUUUUCUGCUCUCUCAGGUGUUUCUCAUUCUGGAUCAUCCUCCGCUUGUCUCCAACCUGGCUGGAAUCAUCUUCCAUGGCAACGAAGCGUUCCUGGCCCAGCAACCCACCGACAUCAGCGGCAUUGAACGGGUGCAGUACCGGGGCUUUGUGAAGCCCCAGGAGAGCCUGGAACGCUCACUGGAGAGCAACAGGGAGCGGGGUGGCACCCCACAGCCAAGGAAGAGGCCCAACUACCGCAACGUGGACUCCCCGACGGACGAGGUGGAAGGGGAGGGCGGCUUCUUCGCUGACAGCCCUGAGUCGCAGGAGCAGGACGGUGAGCCGGUGAAACCGGCAAAGGAGGGAGGGAUUCGGGAGGAUGAGAUGCAAGAGAAACCUGUGAUGAUACCCAGCAUUGAGCAGAUUGAAGCCAUGGCUGGAUUGAACUGUACUGACGAAGAGAAGACGUCCGCAGAGUAUGAGGCCAGACAGUCAGAACUGCAGCUAUCCGGGAGGCCGUACCUGCAAGCCAUCAUCAACGCAUUAGAUGCAAGCAAAGGAGACUACAAAGCACUGAUCUCGCUGUGUCUGUUGUACGCCAUGGGGUCCAAUGAAGGUAUAAAACAAGAUCUGUUGGUCAGUGUGUGCUUGUCAAGUAGGUCUGAGGACAAGACCAAUUACAGCAGGAUCUUGGUGAACUGCCUGAUUUCUGUCAUGGGACAGAGUUGCCAGUUUAAUAGUCGUAUCCGUCCAGUAACCCUGGAGAUGGCUAGUCUCCUGCUCAAGCAGCUUGUGUAUUCAUCUGCAACCAGCCGCUGUUUCCUUGAGGAUAAGCAUCUAGCUGGUGUCGAGGGAGCCAAAGAAGAAAGCAUGCUGCUCUUGAGGAACUUCUACCGAGGAGACGAGCUCUUCCUGGACAUGUUUGAUGACGAGUACCAAAGUAUGACGACCCGUCCCUUGAAUGUGGAAUACUUGAUGAUGGAUGAAUCUAUACUUCUUCCCCCCACUGGAACGCCACUCACUGGCAUUGACUUUAUCAAGCGCCUGCCCUCUGGAGAAUUGGAGCGAACCAGGAGGGCAAUCCGCGUGUUCUUCCUCCUUCGCAGCCUGUCACUCACUCUCCGCCACGAACUGGAAACCAAGCUACCCUUGGCCAGCCAGGAGCAGAUGGUCAAGGCAUCUGACAAGCUGGACCUGAAUAACAGCGACUUAAUUGCUUGCACUGUCCUCAUGAAAGAUAAAAGUCCGCAGAGGGUCCGAAGAUUCUUGGUGAUUGACAACCACCAACUGAUUCUGGUGGAGCCAGACAGCAAGAAGCUUGGAUGGGGUGUGGCCAGAUUUGUGGGGCCGCUUCAGGACUUGGAGGUGACCGGGGACAAAGACGACAGCCGCUCACUGCAUGUCACCAUUCACAAGAGGAUGACCACCUCCCCCCAUGCUAAGCCCAUCCCCUUACUGGCCGCCAGAUUCCAGUUUGACGAUCACAUACGCUGCAUGGCAGCCAAGCAGCGCCUCACCAAAGGUCGGCAGCGAGUUCGUCAGGCCAAGACUGCGGACAUCGCUGCGCUCCUGGAGAUCCCUCCUCCGGCCUCCCCAACAGCAGCUGGCCCACCCUACCCUGGCCUUGGCUCUGCCCAUCCGGGGAGUGCCAGACCAGUCUCUCAGCAAGCAGGACGGGGGUUCACGGUCGGCGACGGCUCGUCCGCUGUACAAAGGGCUGUGGCUCCCAUCGCUCAGGUCAUCGGGGCGAGGCGAGGUCUCUUCUCUUCAUCUAACCGCCGUCACUCCGACCCCCAGAGUAAAGCGCAGCCACCAGGAGCGAUGACACAAGGGCCGGACACCAAGGGUGCCACUGGAUCAGGUUCACCAGCCAAGAGCAAGCCCAAGCCGGUAUCGGGAUCGCCGUCUCACACCCCCUCCAAGAGCCGCUGGACCGGGGCCAGGAGGCCAGUCACUGGCUCGCCGGAAGUAGAGGAAGCCAAGGACGCCAUGUCACCAUCGGCCUUCGGCACUCCUCCAAUGGAUGAAGAUCAGCCCGCCCACGUCCAGCCAGAUUUUGACAGCAGCAGCAGCAGUAACAAUGCUGUCACCUUUGACAGUGAUGACAACUUCUACCAGCCAACCAGUGAGCUUGAUGACGAUCAGUCUGCUUUACCUCCCACCCUGGCCAAGUCCAAAGCCCCGCCCCUCACCCUCAUCCCAAGCUCCAACUCUGCCAAAGGCCAUGUGGAGUCACCCAAGCUCCUCCCUCCAGCAUCAGAAGAGCGUGUCCGCAGCUUCAGUAGUACCUCCUCAGAUUUGGCCAGAGCGUCAGGGCCCACAUCCCUUCCACUUGUCUCGCCAUUUGCAAGCAAGAGCCCAGCCACAAUAGAUGUGAAUCCAAUCUUUGCCUCAGUGGAUAAGUCGGACACCACAUCUGUGGAGAGUGCCCAGGCUUCCCUGUCCAGGCUCAGCCAAAGCUGGAAGGACUCAGAGCCAGACUUGGUGGAAAUGAAGUCAUUUUCACAGUGGCCUCAGGAAUCAGAUGAUCGUCUGACCAACCCUGAUCUAUCAGACCCUAGCAGGACAGAAGGGGAGACGCAGAUGGCCUCGGCAGGUCCUUUAGAGAAGGAUUUGUCAUCAUCAGUCUCAGAGAACAGCAGGCAGGGGCUAGACUGGGUGAGCAUCAGUGAUAGGGACAGUCCAUCAGAUGCCAGACUUAGUCUUGAUAAUGACCCCCGAGGGUCCCUCUCAGACCCUGAUCAGCUACCAGCACAGCAAGGGGUACCUUCCUUGGACGAGUCACUGCAGAGCAUGGUGCAAGCCCAGAUGCAGAGCUUGGCAACCUCUAGUCACUGUGACGGCGAUUCUUCAUCACCACCAGGAGAAAUUGUGUAGGCACGAUCCGUAACCAGGAGGAUUUUGCCAGACCCUAUCCAGCACAGAGAGAAGUUUGCUAGCUUUACAUGUAGAUAACAUAAUCCACUUCUAGCUGCAGUUGAAAUCUUUCAGAAACUGCCCGGCAGCAGAAAGGAAAAUCCGUCAGACAUCAUUUAGCAGUGCGAGCAGUUCUUAGAUCUCUUCCAAGACAAGGAGAAGUUGAAGUUCUUCCAACCGUAGCACAGCGUAAUCAUCUAGAUCCCAUCCACCGCCUGGAGAAUCCUCUGAUGCCCCUUCAACUUCUAGGUCAGAAACAAACUGUGCUGUAAAAAUAAAGUUCACUGCUAUAUACUAAUCCGAUAAGACGCCCUUACUGCGGUGGCACCGCACUCACAUGCACAUGCUUCAGCUUGACGCACGCGUGCAUUUGACAAAUCACGACAUCUUAUUGUUUGAAGAGGUAUGUAACGCACGCGUACCAUCUGUCCCCGAGCAUUGUGCCACCUCAGUAAUAGCGUCUAAUUCUAAUGGUCGAAUUACACUCUUUUACAAAUACAAGAAAAUGUUUCCUACAUGUAUGUGUUACUUGUCAGUCAAGCACAAGUUGAUUGUAUGUGAUGGAGUCUUUCUUUCUGGAUUUGCCACGUGUGUUCUGCAGCAUGGCAGAGUUCAAAGGAAUGUCAGCCUGUUGUUGCAAUACAGAAUUGGUAGUGUCCACAUAUAUGACAUUGUUAAAGUGCAGCAUGUGAAGAUGACCCAGGGGACUGGGGGAAUGCAUCUCCCGAAGGUAUCUCAGUGCCCCUCCCCCCCAUGCCAGCAGCAGUGGGUACAAUUUGGUCAAGAGUCACAGCGAAAUCAAACGGCCCUCCCUGAAUCAUGGGCUGCCCCCCCCAUCCUUAGUCCUUUUUCAGCAGAUCUGGCCACAUGCUUUGUGUAAAUAGCGAUUUGGUUGCAGGCCAGUAAAUAAACUGCCGUAGACCACGGUAAAAACAAAUGCUCUCCUAUAAAACCUGGUGGGGACAACUCUUUAGGGUGUUUGAAACUCGUAAGAGCAAAAUUUUAUUUGUUCAUUUUUAUUUAUGGUAAUCCACUGACACUUUGGGAAAAAAGAUUUUCCUCCAACACGACCGCCCCUGAAAGUUGUCGUGAGACCUAUCCUCAUUGUGAAAAAUGAUGCCCGCACCCCACUGAUGAAUUAGGCCUCUCUAAGAGCCAAAUUUCAUCCAUUUUUCGCACAAUUAGAAGCUUCCAUUCCUGCCCGGAAUUGUUACAAAGCAACAAGCUCAUGGGCCAGAAAAUUCUGUCAUAGCAGGGGACUUGAGAGUGGGCACACUGUGAGUUGGUUCGUGUAGGCUAUCACUGGCCUGGAGCCACGGACAGCUUGAUGCAAGAUUCUGAAGAUUUUCCCCUGUACCAGGAUACCAUGAAACUUGGGGCAUGAUUGGUUCGGUAAAAGUCUAACCGUUGUGUGAAUUCCGAAACUCUACCCUCUCUAUCUUUUUGGUCGGACAAUGUCUUAAUCUAGUUGGCUUAGCGCAUUAACGAGAUUACAGUGAUGUCUUUUUUGGAACAUUUGAUGAGACUCUGCAAAGUUUGUGCCAAAUUUACCUAUUUCUCUUCAAAACCUGACAUGCCCAUGUUCCUUUUUAAGUCACAUUCGACGGUGGAAUAUAGUAAGUGUUAGAGCAGGUAUUGUAAGCACGUCUUGUGCUGAGUUAAUGGAGGAAAAAUCAUUUAUUUUCGCGAUGCUGAAUGUGAGCUUGAAGCAAAUUCUAUUUUUUGGUUUUAAAAGGAUUUUUAGCAAAUUGAAGCUGCAGUAUAGUAUUUAAAAGGAAAAUUUUUAAUUUAUUACCCUAAAUCUAUGAGAUUUUCCUACGUGUUCAUUGUCAUUUAGAAGAACCAUAUUUAAAGGCCCGGCCAUUUUAUAAGAAACUUCGAUUGCAACUGGUCUUUUAUGAUGUUUCUUCUCCAACAAACGACUCCAGAAACUAUCGAUAUUUUGUUGACUAAAAACGAAUAAAGGGUUUCCAACAUCCUAGCAACGUGUAUUUUACUGAAAUUCAAAUAGGAACUCAAAAACUCGGUGAAUUAGGUUUGGAAGCCUGCAAACAGUUUGCGUUAAAAAAGUUUGACUGUGCCGCGUUUUUAUCCAGGAUAUCGUAAUAUGGACGAAGGUGGAUUUAUAUCUGUGCAUUAAAACCAGCGCAUUGACCGGUUAGCAACUCUGCUUGGUUUCCUCAAAAGAGGUUACUUUUUAGUCAGGGUUUAGUGAAUUUUGACUUCUCUCUUUGGAUGUCAAGUUCGGAACGAUUUACUUUUGGCGGUUGGCCCAAGCGCUCCUCUGUCUGCCCUUUUAAAACACUCUUAUGCGCUUAAUUAUAUAUAUAUAUAUCAAGUAUACUUGGCUUGUUCUGGCACAGUGACUGUGGAAGACGCAAACCAAAAGUUUAAUUAUCAGGCAUAUCAUCAUGAUGCACCGAACACUGAGGCGUUGACAAAAUUGCUAAUUGAAAUAGUGUAACAGGUUGAGUUAUUGCAAAAUAGUCACAUGUCGUAUACGGGACACGCAUGCACGUUCUCGUUCUAAGAAUUUCCAAGCUAUUCAAAUUGUUUCAGUUUAGAAUUCUUGAAUACGAUGACCACAUUUAGGCUUCAUGUAUUAGUCGUCAUUCCCUCACUGUACUAUUUGAGAAAGAUCAGAUUUUAUUCCUAAUUCGGUUGCCUAUAUACAUGUAUAUCUUAUUUAUUUCUCUUGCAACAAAUUAAAAGGAGAUAUCUGUUUUAUAGUUUAUUAUCUUUGCUAUAUUUGAGUUGUAUUCGAAUAUCCUGUAUCUGUUUACAUGUCAUUGUGUUUUCAGUUAUCUUCGUUUUCCCAUUUUAUCACCACAUUAUUAGAGGCUGAUAUAUUGUGUUGUACUUAUUUGUUAGACCCAGUUGAAUGCGAUUGUUCUACAUACUUUCCAAUGACAGUCUACAGGGCCUAGCAGUUUUAAAGUCUCUAAAAUGGGGGGGGGGGGUUGAAGUUUAAAGCUUAUGUCAGUAUCCCUUUAACGGAAGUACUGCUCAACGUUAUCACACACCAUCGGAAACAAAUUCAAUGGACGACAAAUUAAUUGUCAUGUCUCAAUUUAGCGCAGAAAACCAAGGUUUUGUGUGGUGGGGCAUUGUAGUGCUCCAAAAUUAGUGGUUAGAGUCAAUCGCGGGUCAUAUUUCACGGAGAACACGUCGCUUUGAAUGAAAGAACCCGCAAAAUAUUUCGCCAACAAAGUCAUCUACUGAGAAUUUGGCUAUGGCGGAAGAGACAAGGGUGUUUUUUCCCCCUGCAUUGACGAGGGUCGAAGCCUUCCUCCAUGGUCAAAGCGAGUCGAGCCGUGUGUCAAUACUGUCGUGCCCUUCUUUUUUAAUUCAGUCGCAGACCACAAAAGUGUAAUGAAGCGGUCAGCAGUGAUCCGCGUAUUGGCACUGAGUUCAUGACACAUUCCCAAAUUAAAUAGCGUGCUUUGUUAGGGGAUUUUGCUCUGCCGGAAUCGUUGUCAUGUUUGUUGCACUCGCUGUGAACUUAUCCCACGCUGGGGAUCGCUUUGAUAACUUGGUCCCUUCAGGGUACGGCACUGAAGUAGGAUUUGGACAGUUAUUCACGAAUGCGUGCAAAAAAAGAUGGCAUUGCUCUUUCCGAUGAGUUGGUCGUCUCGUUAUACGCCAAUGGACCGGAUUUUUUUUCCGAAAGCAAGACAUUUCCCCGCCCGGUCGGUUCCUAGUAACUCUUUUGAGAAGCGCGGUGCGUAUUUAUACUCUCUGGUCAUGUCACACUUUCCUUCACCAAAUGGAUCGUGACUAGCGAUUCUUUUUUUCUGUUGCCAGAAAUCCACACAACCGUGCACCGAGGAAAUAAUUUGUCUCGCCCCGAAUACUCCCAAAAUGAUGAAAACAUCUCAGAAAUAUUUAUUUUUAUAGAGGAAUUGAGAUUUUCCAAAAAAAUCACAAUUCAUGGUUUGAAACAGUUCUCACACUACCACAGUUUUUGGACUUGAAAGCCGCAGUCACAGCAGAAGCGUUUAAUUUGCAGGGGGUUUUAGGGAAAGGAUGUUACAAGCAUGCAUGGUUCAGAAUAACUAAUAAACGAUAAAACAUGUUGUUAAAUUCGAUCAACCUGGAGGAUAUUUUUACAGUAGUGGGUGUAGCCAAGAGCUACUUUAAGCAUGCUGUUGCUGAACAACAAAAUAAAAUUUGAGAUGUAUUUAUAUAUUCCACGCAGAAUGAUAAAAAUAGCGCCAAAUUAGCAAACACGAAACCAACUUUUGAGAUUACCUUUUCUGACUUUUUAGACAUGGAAAGCAGAUAUAUCAAGUGUGAUUUUGAAAAUGGAUAUUCAUUGAAGGUUAUUCGCAAUCCAAAAAUUUGGGAUAGGGAAUUAUUUGUUCUUGCCACAUGAGUGAAAGUUGUGGUUUAUUGUAAGGAAUCUUGUAUAAAGUCUUGAAGAAUUGUACUUUUGGUUUCUGAGAAAGAUGAUAUGCCGUAAAUAAACCCAGUUGCAUAGACUUCGAUGACACCCAGAAUGCCUGCCAGUAUUUGAAAUUAUUGUUGGACAGAACUUGUACAUAUUUAAAAAUUAUGUUGUUGGUUCAAAUUAUGGAAAUGUGUAGGCCUGUGUGCUAAUCUAUGUGAGUUGACGAUGAAAAUAAAGAUUUGUAGUUCAUAUUGGC